Messenger RNA from Solea senegalensis (Senegalese sole), 1162 nucleotides. It is a transcript of the gene slc10a1, whose product is annotated as solute carrier family 10 member 1. Gene Ontology annotation, biological process: bile acid and bile salt transport. Gene Ontology annotation, cellular component: membrane. Gene Ontology annotation, molecular function: bile acid:sodium symporter activity. NCBI's taxonomy places the organism in Eukaryota, Metazoa, Chordata, Actinopteri, Pleuronectiformes, Soleidae. The transcript has 8 exons. Bases 70 to 1119 code for a protein of 349 amino acids. The record is from RefSeq and is a predicted model, not a curated record.
AGAUUCGUGGGAUAAGGCAAAGUGGACAUUGAGCAGAAAUUGUCUCGCCGACAACAAAGCUGCUUCAGCAUGAACGACUCGGCCGCUCUGAUCUCUGAUCUGCACUUGUGGCUAAACCAGAGGUUCCAGUUCAACGCGACCGCUGCCAACGCCACCUUUGCCAUGAGGCCUCUUGCAGAUAAAACCAUCAGCGUCAUCGUAAUUGUCAUCUUAUUCAUCGCCAUGGUCGCCGUGGGGUGCAUCAUGGACGUGACCAAGAUCAAGUCCUUCCUGGUGAAGCCUAAAGGGGUCGCUGUUGCAGUGCUUUGUCAGUUUGGUGUCAUGCCUCUGACGGCCUUUUGCUUAGCCAAGGCGUUCCAGCUGCGCGACUCGCUUGCUGUGGUGGUCCUGAUCUGUGGCUGCUGUCCCGGGGGCGCUCUCUCCAACGUCCUGACUCUGGCUGCAGGGGGCGACAUCAACCUCAGCCUUGUGAUGACGUCCGCCUCCACGGUGCUGUCUCUGGGCUUCAUGCCGCUGCUGCUCUUCAUCUACUGUCAGGCUUUCCCCAGCCUGCAGGGAGCCGUGCCCUACGGCAGAAUCGCCCUGAACCUGAUCAUGAUCCUCGUGCCCUGCAGCAUCGGCAUCUUCAUCAACCGGUGCAGGCCGCAGUACUCCAGGACCAUCAAGAGGGUUGGCUACAGUACAAUGGCGUUGAGUCUCGUGGUCGUUGGCGCCAUCGUCGUGUAUCAGCUCGGAGCCUACGCCCUCAUUCUUCUGUUUCCUCCUCUGGUGGCCAGCGCUGCUCUGCUGCCGGUCAUCGGCUUCGUCCUGGGAUAUGUCCUCACCUCCUGCUGCAGUCUCACGCAUGCGGAGCGGAGGACUGUUGCCCUGGAAACGGGCUGCCAGCAGUGUCAACUGGCCAUGACCAUCAUGAAGACGGCCUUCCCUCCCGCCAUGAUCGGCCCUCUAUUCCUGUUCCCCAUGCUCGUGUGGUUCUUCCAGCUCACGGGGGGGUGUGUGAUGAUCAUGGCGUUCAGGUGUCACCAGAUGUUCACACGCAAGAGGAAAGAAAAGUACAACCCAGCUCACACUGAGGACGACGCCAUGACAGAACGACCUCAGUCGUCUCCUAAGUUCUGACAACGGAUUAAUAAUAAUAAAAAAAAAACUCUGGUACCUCAAA